AAGAAAAAAAACACAGUCGCUUUCACUUCUGUUCCGUCUUCACCUUCCUCAUUCCUCUUCACAAUCAAUUCACCACGAUUCUCACUCCCCUUCUCCUCCUCUCCUACUCACACACACACCUCACUCUCUCUCUCCCCCCAAAAUGGCCGACGAACCCCAAACCCACCCAAUACACCCACCAGAAGAAUCAACACCGCCGCCGCCGCCGCCGCCCACAGCUGAGGAAACCGAAACACCCCCUCCACAGCUCCCCGAACCUCCGCUAGCUUCACUCUCACUAGACCUCCACCAAGCCCCCUCCCCCGCCGCCGAAGAAUCCGAUCUAACCAUCGCCAAAUGGCAGCCGCUCCCCCCGCCGCCGCCGGAAUCUCCCCCCUCCACCACCGUCACCACCGCCGUCACCGCAUCCCAGCCCCUCGCCGCCGCGCUAUCAGUCUCCCAGGAAACCGAAGAAUCAGCAGAAGCGGAGAAGAAAUCCAAACCGCCGCCGCAAUCCCUAGGCUCGUUCAAAGAGGAGAGCAACCGAGCCUCAGAUCUCGCCCCCUCCGAGCUCAAAUCCCUCCACGAAUUCAAAGCCCUCGUCCAGGAAUCCCUCUCCGCCGCCCAAUUCGGCGCCGAGGAGGUCUCAAUUUGGGGAAUCCCGCUCCUCAAGGACGACCGCAGCGACGUCGUUUUGCUCAAAUUCCUCCGCGCCCGCGACUUCAAAGUGAAGGAAUCCCUCUCCAUGCUGCGAAACACCCUCAAGUGGAGAAAGGAUUUCGGCGUGGACGAGCUGCUCAAGGAGGACUUGGGCGACGAUCUCGAAAAAGUGGUCUUUAUGCACGGAUUCGACAGAGAGGGCCACCCCGUUUGCUACAACGUCUAUGGAGAGUUCCAGAAUAAGGAAUUGUAUGCGAAAACGUUUGGGGAUGAGGAGAAGAGGCGGAGGUUUUUGAGGUGGAGGAUUCAGUUCUUGGAGAGGAGUAUUAGGAAGCUGGAUUUCAAUCCGGGGGGGAUUAAUACCAUCUUUCAAGUGAGUGAUUUGAGGAACUCGCCCGGCCCGGGGAAGAGGGAGCUUCGGAUUGCCACGAAGCAGGCAUUGGUCAUCCUGCAGGAUAACUAUCCUGAGUUCGUGACGAAGCAGGUGUUCAUCAAUGUUCCGUGGUGGUAUCUGGCUUUCUACACGAUGAUGGGUCCGUUCUUGACUCAACGGACUAAAAGCAAAUUUGUCUUCACCGGCCCAUCAAAGACCCCUGAAACCCUUUUCAAGUACAUAACACCGGAGCAAGUUCCAACUCAAUAUGGUGGCCUGAGUGUAGACUUCUGCGAGUGCAACCCCGAGUUCACUGUUGAAGAUCCGGCCACGGAGAUCACUAUCAAACCUGCAACGAAGCAGAUCGUUGAGAUCCUCGUGAAUGAGAAAUGCACUUUGUGUUGGGAGCUCCGUGUGGUCGGGUGGGAAGUGAGCUACAGUGCAGAGUACGUCCCAAAUGAUGUACGGGGCUACACGGUGAUCGUGCACAAGACCAGGAAGAUGCUCCCAUCGGAUGAGCCUGUCGUGUUGGGCAGCUUCAACGUGACCGAGCUGGGUAAGAUAUUGCUGACAGUCGACAACCCCACCACGAAGAAAAAGAGGCUCGUCUACCGAUUCAAGGUUCUCUGAGUUAACGAGAGAGCGAUCGAUGUCUUGUUUGUUGUGAAUCUUGUUUGAUGAAACAUGUUUUGGGUUAAGUUAAGCUAAACUUGUGUGUUUUCUAAGUCAAUAUCUAUCUAUGGCACCUCCUACGACGAUGGUCCGUUGUUAUUGGUA
Molecule: messenger RNA, 1789 nt
Organism: Salvia hispanica
Lineage: Eukaryota; Viridiplantae; Streptophyta; Magnoliopsida; Lamiales; Lamiaceae
Product: patellin-3-like
Molecular function (GO): lipid binding
Source: RefSeq, a predicted model, not a curated record